This is a messenger RNA of Numida meleagris (helmeted guineafowl), 4410 nucleotides long. RefSeq names its product cationic amino acid transporter 2-like. The record is from RefSeq and is a predicted model, not a curated record. Gene Ontology annotation, biological process: transmembrane transport; amino acid transport. The transcript has 11 exons. NCBI's taxonomy places the organism in Eukaryota, Metazoa, Chordata, Aves, Galliformes, Numididae. Bases 1810 to 4410 code for a protein of 866 amino acids. Gene Ontology annotation, cellular component: plasma membrane. Gene Ontology annotation, molecular function: amino acid transmembrane transporter activity.
AGGAAACCCCAGUGGUGUGUGAGGCUGGGGGGUUGCAGGGGGACCACAGGGAUUUUGUUUCAGCUGAGGAAAUGCCAUUGCUGCCACUUUCCAGAGUAAUACCAGGGUGCUCCGCUGCCUGCUCCUUCUGCCGGCCAUCUCCACCUGCAGCACUCAGCCCCUUCCUGCACAGAGCAGGCAGCACCCAACCCUCAUGCCCUCUGCCAAAGCCAAGGGAGGCUUUUGCCCCUUUCUGCUAAGGGGAAGGUGCUGAGCAAGCUGCAAGAUGCUGGGCUGGAUGCUGCAGGCAUCCGGGAUGCAGGAGCUGGGUGCUGCAGGGAGAGCUGCUCACUCCCCCUGCAAACACAGAGCAAAGACCUUGCAGCAAAGCCAUGGGUGGAGCUGCAGGCUGAGCAUCCCUGCGGUGCUCCUUUUCUGCACCCCUGUUGCAUCGAGGUGAGCCCUUGCUCCCCACCACCCCCUUUCCCCAACCGGCACAGGGCUGCAGUGGUGUCCUUGCUGUGACAGCAGCACAAGGAAAGCUGGGACACUGGGAUGCAUGGUGCUGACACCUAACCCUUGGCAUCUUGCGGGCUCAAACAUUGACCCCAGGUGGGCUGUGACAUGCCCCACGGCUGGCACGGGGCAGGGCUGUCCCACAGGGAACCACAGGCACCUUAUUGUCAGGAGCCCCUCAUGCUGCUCCCCCCUGCCCUGUUGUUCCCCCCCCCAGGGCAAUGUUCCCUGGGGAAGGCGUUGGUGGCUGGAGACCUUGCUCAUGUGAGACCGCGUGGGUGACAAAUGUGGCUUUGUUCAGCCUGUGCUGUGCUGCAGGACGAUGGCUCCGCUCUCCUCCCGGUGCCACGCUAUGCUCAGUGCCCUGGAGGUGCCCAGGGGGUGCACUGGGAAUGUGGGGCUUAGAGCAUGCCCCUGUGCUUUGGGUGCUCUGCAUCCUUCCUUGCUUUAUCCCCUCCCUGCUGAUGUCCUCUUCUGAUGGAGGUCUCACUGCCUGAGUACAGCCCCAGGGCUCAGCUGGUGUAAGCACCCCACAAAUAUGGAUGGGGUCCCUGGUGCAGGGACCAUGGAAAGAGAGAGGGAGGGAAGGGCUUCCCCCUUCCACCUGCCCCAACAGCACUGAAACAAUGGGAACCCCUCACUAAUGUCCCUGAGCCCAUUAGCAUUGUGUGCUCGUGUGUACGGUUUGGAAGGCAUUAUGGGAAAAAUAUUUCUGCAUAGAUUUCCCAUUGUACUGCCAGAGCGGUGGUCAGCAGAGGGCAGGGGCGGUGGGCAGAGGGAGGGUCAGGGUGUUCCCAAAGGGAUUUAAGCACAAGGGGUGAGCACAGACGCUGCUGGGGCUGUCUGAGGCUCACUUUGGAGAGGUUUGCCUAAAGGAUUGCCAGGGUGAGUAGUUGGUCUUACCAGGAAGAUCUUUUAGAUACUGAUAACCUUCUGAUUAAAACAAAAUGAUCGGGGAAAAAAGGUCUGAGUGGGACUGGUGGUGUGCAGCAAGGAAACGCAGCUCGGGAUGGGGUGGGAAGGCAGCUAUGUGCUGCUGGGUGUCCAGCUGAGCUCCUGGCCCCAUAAAGUGCAGACCAUGGGACCAAAGUCCAUGCUGCACAGUGCAGCACCGCGGGGAUGUGAAGGCACGCAGUGCCCCUCGCUCUGCUCCUGGGAGCUCCCAAGGGAAGGCACACAGAUCCCAGCACCUCGUCUCCCAAGGCACUGAUGUCCACCACUGCGGGGUUGCUGCAGGGCUGACAUCCUUUCUGGUGGUGUUAGCAAGCCACAGCACCACUGUGCAGGCUCACGGUCCUCUGCCUGAGCUGUGUUAUGGUGUGGUUAUGGUGCGGUGGAAGCAUCCCUGUGGCAGACAGUGGUCCUCCCUGGUGCCCUCUGAGGCCAUACCCCAAUGCAGCAUCCUCACGGUGCUGCUUUGCUGUCCUGCAGAUGCCGCGCUGGGGCCGCCUGCUCUCCACCUGGACGCUGCUCUCCCGCAGGAAGAGAACCCCAGAUGGCUCGGUGCCCUCCAGCCUCCGCCGCUGCCUCUCCCCCUCCGACCUGGUUGCUCUGGGAGUGGGCAGCACGCUGGGGGCCGGUGUCUAUGUGCUGGUGGGGGACGUGGCCAAGACCACCUCCGGCCCCAGUAUCGUCGUUUCUUUCCUGAUUGCAGCCAUCGUGUCCGUCCUGGCUGGGCUGUGCUAUGCCGAAUUUGGAGCGCGCGUGCCCAUGGCCGGCUCUGCUUAUCUCUACUGCUAUGUGACAGUGGGCGAGCUGUGGGCAUUCGUUGCUGGGUGGAAUCUGCUGCUGUCCUAUGUCAUUGGUACCGCCAGCGUCGCUCGAGCCUGGAGUGCUACUUUUGAUGAGCUCCUUGGCAAGAGGAUGGGGAGGUUUUUGGAUGCCCAUGCCCCCAUCAACUCUGCGGGGCUGGCGGAGCACCCCGAUGUCCUUGCUGCAUGCCUGGUGGUGCUGCUGGCAGGUAGUGUUCUCACCCCACACUGCCCCACUGUGCAGGGGGAUCCCACUGCUGUCCCUCAUUUCCACCAUCCCCAGAGAUGUCCACCAUGGUGUCACCCCAAGAGCACAGCCAGCUUUAUGCUCUUCUCCCCAGGGCUUCUUUCCUUUGGAGUGAAGGAGUCCACCACAGUCAACAAAGCCUUCACUGCCCUCAACGUGCUCAUCCUGCUCUUCAUCAUGGCCAGUGGCUUCAUCAAGGGUGACCUGAGCAACUGGCAGCUGCGGGAGGAGGACCUGCCCUGGGCAGCCCAUGGGGCUGGGAACUGGUCCAUGGCAGACAACACAACCGGUGCCUUUGGGAUGGGAGGCUUCAUGCCGUAUGGUUUCACAGGGACCUUGGCUGGAGCUGCUACCUGUUUCUAUGCUUUUGUUGGGUUUGACUGCAUUGCUACCACGGGGGAAGAAGUGAGGGACCCACAGAGAUCCAUCCCCAUGGGCAUUGUCCUUUCCCUCCUCAUCUGCUUCCUGGCAUACUUUGGAGUGUCCGCCGCCCUCACCCUGAUGAUGCCCUACCACCUCCUGGACACCACCAGCCCCUUCCCAGCAGCUUUUGACUAUGUUGGCUGGGGCAGUGCAAAGCACGCUGUGGCUGUAGGGUCCCUGUGUGCCCUCAUCACCAGCCUCCUGGGCUCCAUGUUCCCAAUGCCAAGGAUCCUAUAUGCCAUGGCUCGAGAUGGGCUCCUCUUCAGUCCUCUGGCCAAAGUCAGCCACCGUCAGUGCCCGGUGGUGGCCACGCUGGUGUCCGGAGCAGUGGCAGCUCUCCUGGCUCUCCUCUUCGACCUGAAGGCCCUGGUGGACACCAUGUCCCUCGGCACGCUGCUGGCCUACUCGCUGGUGGCUGGCUGCGUGCUUCUGCUCAGGUACCGCCCUGAGCCCUGCACCCAGGAUGCUCCUGUGAGGAAGGUCCUGGUGGCACAGCCCUGGUGGCACGCUGUGCUGCGGCCACCCCCCCGUCCCACCCCGCGCUCCUACACCGUGGUGUCCUGGGCUCUGGUGGCCAUCGCCGUGCUGCUCGGUGCCGUCAGUGGGGUGAGCGGUGCCGCGCUGCCCUGCCUGCGUGCCCAUGGGGCCGGCUGCAGGGUUGCCCUGGUUCUACUGCUGCUGGGGAUCCUGGCAGUCGCUCUGCUCGUCUGGAGGCAGCCCCAGAGCCGGGAGAGAGCGUCCUUCAUGGUUCCCUGCCUGCCCUUCCUGCCGCUGCUCAGCAUCACUGCCAACAGCUGCCUGAUGGCACGGCUCGGUGCGGCCGCCUGGCUGCGGUACCUGCUCUGGAUGGCCCUUGGUUUCCUCAUUUACUUUGGCUAUGGAAUCUGGCACAGUGCUGAGAACCACCAGCCCCAGGAACUGCACGGAGGCAGGGCUGGGGAUGUGGUGCCCGCGUGCCUGGGGAGGGCUGGAGGGGACGGCCUGGUCCCCAGCACCUGGCUCCAUCCACCGUGUGGGCAGGGAGCUGCAGUCCCUGAGCAGCUCCAACCCUCAGGGCAAGCCCCUGCCAGAGGAGCUUUGUUUGGAGAGGAUAAAGCAGUGAAGCUUUUUUGUUGGUUUUGUUAUUUUUCUGCCACCUCACCGAUCCCCAAAAGCACUGACACUGGGUUCUCAAGGCUGCUGCUUCUCGUCGACUUGUCAUUGUUACAGCCAGUAGCACGUUGGCCCAGUGCACAACUCAUACGCACACACAAACACACGCACAGACACCUGCACCCCGGCUACACAGCCUCAGGGAGGGGACAGACCAGUGACAGCCUCUGGAGCGAUGACUGUUCCACCACACUCGUGUGUGCCCAGGGGAAAGUGUUGCGUGCAUCCAGCCCAUAUCCAUGUCCCUCCAUGUGCGGUGGCCCCACGGCCCUGCUGGUGUCCCCUGGCUUGGAGCAGGGGGAUGCAGCACUGAUGCUGGAUGCUCUCGGAGCCAAGCGCUAG